CAAUGUUCAAUAUCCCCUUCUCUUGCCAAGGAGAUAUUGGAUGAGCAUUACUCGAUUAGAAUCCAUAAUCCUCGUUUUGUAUUUUGGGUGCAAUUGUACAAUGCUUAUCCUGGGAAGAGCAAACAUCAGAUACGUGGCGGCGAUGCUGGCCAUCACCAACGCUACGCCAUUGUUCCUCGGAGACCGCACUAACCCUCUUGUGGAUCUCAUUGGUAUCCCACUGUCGACAUACUACGUUUUCCACCAUUUCAUUGGCAGAGUCGUGAUUAUAGAGGCUAUGAUACACGCCGCCCUUGUCUUCAGGCGGUCGCGACUUGAUCAGACUACUACGUCAGGCUAUAUUACUCGCGUUCUCUGCCACUGGGGCUACCAUAACCGACGAAACUGGCGAUUCGGAGGUCUCACGGAUCUCUAUAUCCUCCGCCCGCUCAGAUCCUUGCGGUUUAUAAAGGGCGAAAGACUGCUUAUAGAUGGCCCAUACGGACAGGACCUGAAUCUAAAAUAUUUUAAAAGUGUGAUGCUCGCGGCUCAUGGAGCCGGUAUCUUAGGUAUCCUUUCUAUCGCCCGGAGCAUCUGGGAGCAUCGACGAUCAGAUGAUGUACUCUGCAGAGUGAACAUCUUCUGGAGUCUGGAGCGAAACUCUCAAGGGGAAUGGGCAGCUGCUUACCUGAAGCGUUUGCAAGAACUUGACGCCGGUAAUGAACUUUUCGUUGUAUGGUGCGUUUACCCAUCUGAGAAGAAGGAGACGCCGGUAUUCGAAGAAACUAGCCAUUGGUUGUAUUUUCACCAAGUUGACCGUGAUGUUUUAUUGAAACAUAUGAUGGAUGCUACUUCGGAGAGGACCUGCGGUGACCCCGACUUCUCCGCCAACGUCCGUAAAGCUGUCAUUGAUCGUAGGGGAACUCGACCCAUUGAAUUCGCUGAAGUACAGUACCGACCCAGCACUAAACAGCCUCGCACUGCUGACGGCGCGGAUUCAGAAAAGGGGGCAGGGAAGUCUAACACUACCGAUGACGCGGACUUGGAGAAGGGAGAAAAACCGCGUAGGAUGCACUCAGAAGAGGAAGAUGAGGAGUGGGACGAAAUAACGCUCUACUCUCCUACUGGUGCGCUUGUAGAUGACGCACCGCAAGAGGCGCGGCAAAAGAAAACCGAUUAA
Molecule: messenger RNA, 1159 nt
Organism: Daldinia caldariorum
Lineage: Eukaryota; Fungi; Ascomycota; Sordariomycetes; Xylariales; Hypoxylaceae
Exons: 5
Coding region: 41-1159 (372 amino acids)
Biological process (GO): intracellular iron ion homeostasis; iron ion transport; copper ion import
Cellular component (GO): plasma membrane
Molecular function (GO): ferric-chelate reductase activity
Source: RefSeq, a predicted model, not a curated record